CUCCGCUUCCCUCUGACCCCACGUAGGACGGGGCUGAUUAGAUUGGCCUGCGCCGUUCGCCUCGCCGUCCCUCAAGACAAGCACACGGUCGACGAUUCCGCCGCUUCAACUUCAUCCCACACCACCACGCCCGCUCCGUGCCGCCAAGAUGGCUCGCGUCAUUGAAGGACAAGCGCCGUUCCAGGACGGCUUCACCUGGUAUCGUCUCGUCGAGCCCGACACUCCCAGCUCUGCGCUGCCGCUCGUCGUGCUCCACGGCGGACCCGGCAUGGCGUCCAACUACCUGCACAACCUCGCCGAGCUGGCCGACGAGACGGGGCGCGCCGUGGUGCUGUACGACCAGUUUGGCUGCGGACGCUCCACGCAUCGCCCCGAGGCGCCGACGGACUUCUGGGGCGUGCAGCUGUUCGUCGACGAGCAUCACAGUCUGAUGAGGCACCUCGGCAUCGAGAAGUAUCAUCUCCUAGGCCAGUCGUGGGGCGGCAUGCUUGCCGCUGAGCUGGCAGUGCGCGGCCUGCGCCCGGCAUCCCUCGCCAUCUGCAACAGCCCGGCGUCGAUGGAGCUCUGGCUCAAGGGCGCGGCAGACCUGCGGGCCCAGCUGCCGAAGGAGACUCGCGAGGCGCUGGACAAGCACGAGAAGGCAGGCACGCACGAGGACCCCGAGUACCUCGCUGCCACGCACGAGUUCUACAUCCGCCAUGUCGUGCGUCAAGACCCGUUCCCGCAAGACUUCCAGGACUCGGAGGCGCAGUGCGCCGCCGACCCGACGGUCUACCGCACGCUCAACGGGCCCAACGAGUUCCACGUCGUCGGCACGUUCAAGGACUGGACGAUCACCGAGCGGCUGGCGCAGAUCAAGGACGUGCCGACGCUCGUCGCCGCCGGCGAGCACGACGAGGCGACACCCAUCACCUGGCAGCCGUUCGUCGAUGGCAUCGCUGGUGCCACGAGCCACGUGUUUGAGGGCUGCUCGCACUGCUGCCACCUCGAACAGCCGGAGGAGUUCAGACGUGUCAUUGGCGCCUUUCUGCAGCAGCACGAUGCCUGAGCGAGGCAAUGGAGUGGCUAAUGAUGAUGCAUGAGCUGAGCU
Molecule: messenger RNA, 1090 nt
Organism: Tilletiopsis washingtonensis
Lineage: Eukaryota; Fungi; Basidiomycota; Exobasidiomycetes; Entylomatales
Product: proline iminopeptidase
Exons: 2
Coding region: 149-1048 (299 amino acids)
Biological process (GO): proteolysis
Molecular function (GO): peptidase activity
Source: RefSeq, a predicted model, not a curated record